Messenger RNA from Penicillium arizonense, 606 nucleotides. RefSeq names its product mitochondrial 54S ribosomal protein mL49. Lineage: Eukaryota; Fungi; Ascomycota; Eurotiomycetes; Eurotiales; Aspergillaceae. Gene Ontology annotation, cellular component: mitochondrial large ribosomal subunit; ribosome. The transcript is spliced from 3 exons. The coding region runs from base 1 to 606 and encodes 201 amino acids. Gene Ontology annotation, molecular function: structural constituent of ribosome. Gene Ontology annotation, biological process: translation. The record is from RefSeq and is a predicted model, not a curated record.
AUGGCGUCUCUUCUACACUUGGGCCCGGCCACUUCGGCCAUGCGAAAGCAGGCCACUGCCAUCCCUCUUCGCGUCAGCUCUGCACAAUCCGUGGCUUCCGUUCAGACAUGUAGUUCAUUUUCCACAUUAUGUCCUCAGACAAGGUUGUCGGUUUCACAUUCUCACCCUCAAAUCUCACUAUCCUCGGCCUUCAAGACCUCUCUCCCUACCUGCCAAAGCCGCACUUUCCUCACCCAACUCCGUCGUCAAGCGCAAGCCCUGAAAGAACAAUCCCCGUCGGCACACGCGACCCCAGUCAAACCCUCCAAGAACCCUAGCCCGCCUUUGAAGCUCGAUAAUCUCCCUUAUUUCGUUCGCCGUUCCGCCUCCAACAAGCUGCCUGUCUAUACCGACACCAAGGCCGGUGGUACGAAGAAGCUCACCAAGAUCCAGAAGACAGAGGGUGAUCUGGAUCAACUCCGCAACGACCUGGCUUGCGCACUGGGUGUUGUCGAUGGCCACAAGCCUAACCCCGAUGUUGCCAUUAACCGUCUUACUGGUCACAUCGUUGUCAAGGGUUGGCGCAAACCUGAGAUUCUGAAAUUCCUCGAGGAACGCAAAUUCUAA